Eublepharis macularius is the source of this 466-nucleotide messenger RNA. RefSeq names its product chemokine-like protein TAFA-5. NCBI's taxonomy places the organism in Eukaryota, Metazoa, Chordata, Lepidosauria, Squamata, Eublepharidae. The transcript is spliced from 4 exons. Bases 1 to 387 code for a protein of 128 amino acids. The record is from RefSeq and is a predicted model, not a curated record.
AUGCUGGCCGGAUGGAGAGAGCUGUCUACAGGGAUCAGCGCUAUACUUUGUUGCCUCCUUUUCUUCUGGCUCUUGUACUCUCAUCCACCCAAGGAAGGAAAGGAGCUGGAAGUUGGGACGUGCGAAAUCACAGCCUUGGACAGAGAUACAAGUCAUCCCAAGAGGAUGAUCGCCAGGCAGACAGCACGGUGUGCUUGUCGGAGGGGCCAAGUUGCUGGAACAACAAAAGCAAAACCUGCCUGUGUGGAUGCCCACAUCAUUGUCAAUAAACAGUGGUGCGGGAUGGAGCCCUGUGAUGAUGGGGAGCAGUGCUCUUUGCUAAUCAAUCGUUCAGGCUGGAGCUGCACUAGGCAACUGGGACGAAUCAAAACAGUCACGGUCUCUUGACAACGAUUGUGCACCGACCUGUGAGAACAACUUCUCCACUCCCUGCGCACUGAAGCUACAGUUCAGAGGUCAUCUCAUC